AUGUUCUCGUCCGCGGGAAAGCGCUGCUUCACCAUCGAGUCUUUGGUGGCCAAAGACAGUCCGCUGGUGGCAGAGGAGCCGCUGAGGCCCACGGCGCUCUCGUACCCUUCUCAACCCGGGGCAGAGGCGCUCAUGGGGGGCUAUCAGCACCCUGCCCCGGCCCGGCCACUGUACCAGAGCCCAGAGCUGCUGUUCCCGGAGUCCGCAGCGCAUCACCUCAGUGUGGGGCCGCAUCAGCACCUGCAGCACCCGCACUUCUUCAGCUCCCAGCACCGCGACCCGCUGCACUUCUACCCCUGGGUCCUGCGCAACCGCUUCUUUGGACACCGCUUUCAAGGCAGUGAAAUGUCCCAGGACAGUCUGCUACUCCACGGGCCGUUCGCACGGAAGCCGAAGCGCAUCCGCACGGCCUUCUCGCCCUCGCAGUUGUUGCGCCUGGAGCGCGCCUUCGACAAGAAUCACUACGUGGUGGGAGCGGAGCGGAAGCAACUGGCGAACAGCCUGAGCCUGUCCGAGACCCAGGUGAAAGUGUGGUUCCAGAACAGACGGACCAAAUACAAGCGUCAGAAACUGGAGGAGGAGGGACCCGAGAGCCAGCAGAAGAAGAAAGGAAACCACCAUAUUAACAGAUGGCGCAUGGCUACCAAACAGUCCAGCUCAGACGACAUCGAUGUCACUUCUGAGGACUAA
This is a messenger RNA of Knipowitschia caucasica, 690 nucleotides long. The record is from the annotation of a GenBank genome assembly. Lineage: Eukaryota; Metazoa; Chordata; Actinopteri; Gobiiformes; Gobiidae.